CGUCCUCCUGGGAGGUACAGUUCAACACGUCAGCUGUGGUGGCCCUAAAUAACCACAACAACAACAACAAGAGCUGAAGUCGACAGAGAGGAAUAAGUUCAAUUUUCUGACAAUUUUCCUCAAUUUUUAUUAUCGUGGAAUAACUACCACUGCAGAACUGACCUAUGAGAUGCUUUUUGUGAACCACACUACCUGACUGCAUCUUCACACACACCAAAUCUCUAGUUCUACAAGAAGUUCUGGUCUAAGGAUAACACCUGUUACUUUUGUGAAUUUGUACUGGUCAGGUAUUACAAAGUAGACAGUUUUGCCCUUGAUAUUGUCAAACUCUUGAUAAAUAUGGAUGAACACAUAGAAGAUAAACCACAUCAGUGUUCAGUGUGUCUAAAAUCAUUUCGUGACAGAAGUAAUCUUCUGAAACAUUUGCGAAUACAUACCGGAGAUAAACCAUAUCAGUGUCCAGAGUGUCUGAAAGAUUUUAGUCAAAAAGGCCACCUUGUGACACACAUGCGAGUACAUACAGGAGACAAACCGUUCCAGUGUUCAGAAUGUUUGAAAGAUUUUAGUACAAAUGGCAAUCUUGUGAAACAUAUGAGAGUGCACACAGGAGAUAAACCACAUCAGUGUUCAGUGUGUGAGAAAUCUUUUAGUGAGAAAGGCAGCCUUGUGAUACAUAUGCGUGUACAUACUCGAGAAAAACCUUAUCACUGUACAGAGUGUCUGACAUAUUUUAGUGCAAAAAGUAGUCUUGUGACACAUAUGCGAAUGCAUACAGGUGAUAAGCCAUAUCAGUGUACAGAGUGUCCAAAAUGUUUUUACACAAAAAGUAGUCUAGUGAAGCAUAUGAGAGUACAUACAGGAGAUAAACCAUACCGGUGUUCAGAAUGUCUGAAAUAUUUUAGUUCAAGUGGAAAUCUUGUGACACACAUGCGGUUACAUACUGGAGAUAAACCAUAUCAGUGCUCAGAAUGUCUGAAAUGUUUCAGUCAGAAUGGCAGCCUUGUCAAACAUAUGAAAGUACACGCUCGAGAUAAACCAUUUCAGUGUUCAGAGUGUCCAAAGUAUUUUAGCAAAAAAGGCAAUUAUGAAAGACAUAAGCUAGUACAUAUAGGAGAUAUGAAGCCUAUCAGUAUUCAGGGUGUCUGAAAUAUUUUUUUGCCAUAUAGGCCACUUUGUGAAGCACUUUGGAAUGUAUGUACAAGAGAUAAAGGAGAUUAGUGUUUAGUGUAUCAGAAAUAAUUUAGUUAUUGACAAGUCUUGUGAAAAAAAUGACAAUGUAUUAAUGAGACACGUUUUCAGUGAUCAUAGUGAAGGAUUUAAGUUCAUUCAUGCAAAGUAUAUAAGUUCAUAGAGGAGAUAAAUACCAUUAAUAUUCAAAGCAUCAUAUAUGUAUGUAUGUAUAUACAUGUACAGUGGUACCUCGGGAUAUGAAUUUAAUUCUUUCCAGAAGGCUGUUAGAGUGCUGAUACCGAACGAAUUUGUUCUCAUAAGAAAUAAUGUAAAUUAGAUUAAUGCAUUUCAGACCCUCAAACAUACACUUUCAAAAACACUUACAUAAAUACACUUACAUAAUUGUUCGCGUUUUGAGCUGUUCAUACCCCGAGCACCACUGUAUAUGUUUAAGGAAGAGAUCAAAAUAAAAUGUGUGAUAGGAACUAUAUAAAAAAGAAUUAUACUGCAAACAAUAAAGAGGCCAAUCUGAGCACUUUCAUGAGCCUACACACAUUUUGUCAGAGGACUGGUAAGAGAGACAUUUUAUGUUACAAAGUGAGGUGAUACUUAAAAGUUGUAUUUGAAAGUACCCAUAUAUAACUAGUGAAAAUCGACAGGAAGGGGAAUUUGUGCAGAGAACAUAUGGAAAUAAUGCAUGGCAUUCAUUAAAAAAUCACAAAACAAUGUAUGCAAGUAUGAGAAAUAUCUGUAAGCACAGAUUUUUAUUGUAGUCACUCAAUUUUUCUUCAAUUUCUUCCUUCACAAAUCCCAUGCAUUCUUACCAUACGUUCACUGUGCAAAUUCCCCUACUUGUCUGUUUAUUUUUGCUAUUUAUGUAUCUAUAAUUUCAAAUUAAGCUUUGAGAUAUAACUUCAUUAUGUAUAUACCAGUAGGUAGUAGGUUGGUAGACAGCAGCCACCCAGGGAGGUACUACCGUCCUGCCAAGUGAGUGUAAAACGGAAGCCUGUAAUUGUUUUACGUGAUGGUAGGAUUGCUUGUGUCUUUUUUCUGUCUCAUAAACAUGCAAGAUUUCAGGUACAUUUUGUUACUUCUACUUACACUUAGGUCACACUACACAUACAUGUACAAGCAUAUAUAUACAUACCCCUCUGGGUUUUCUUCAAUUUUCUUUCUAGUUCUUGUUCUUGUCUAUUUCCUCUUAUCUCCAUGGGGAAGUGGAACAGAAUUCUUCCUCCGUAAGCCAUGCAUGUCGUAAGAGGCGAUUAAAAUGCCGGGAGCAAGGGGCUAGUAACCCCUUCUCCUGUAUAUAUUACUAAAUUUGAAAGGAGAAACUUUCGUUUUUCCUUUUGGGCCACCCCACCUCGGUGGGAUACGGCUGGUAUGUUGAAAGAAAGAAAGAUGUAUAUACCAUUAAAAUGUACCUCUCUUGCCUGUUGCUCUGAAGGUCCUCACCUAGUUGUGGUUGCAGGGGUCGAGUCACAGCUCCGGGUGGUGUGUGUGUGUGUGUGUGUGUGUGUGUGCGUGCAUGCAUGUGUAAGAACAUGAAAGUACUCAGGUUUUCCUGUUCAUUUUUUCAUUGUGGUACAUCAUAUAUUUGUAUGUAUGUAUAUGUAUAUACAGUGUAGGUGGUAUAAAUAUGCAUGCACUUGAACACAUCACACAGAAAACAACACUGCCUACCAUAAGCUAUUCUUUUAAAUAUAUAAUACAUACACACACACACACAAACAUAAGUGAAAAAAUAUAUCUUUAAACAUAUAUAAGAAAAUUUUAAAAAGGACUUCAUUUUAAAUGAGUUCCUGUUUUACCUAUUCGGCACAGGAUUAUAUAUAGAGUGGUCCCUCGUUUAUCGUCCUUAAUCCGUUCCUGGAAGUGGGACGAUUAUUGAAAUAGAUGAUUUUCGAAUCAAUUUUCCCCAUAAGAAAUAAUGUAAAUACAAUUAAUCCGUUCCUGACACCCUGAAGUAUUAAAACAAAAAUUUUUUUUACAUGAAAUAUAGAUGUAGUACAUAAACAAUACAAUGGGACAUGAUGAAUGAAACGUUAACAGCAUAACACUUACCUUUAUUGGCGAUUCUUCUUGGUGUAUGGAAGACUGGAGGAGGAGAGAGAUUGUAUUACUGUUUGGAAGGGGAAUCCCCUUCUAUCAACACCUCAGGUACCAAGUGCUUUUCUGGGGUUACUUCUCUUCUCUGUUUCUUAAUGCCACUAGGACCAGCUUGAGAGUCACUGGAGUCCUGUCUCGCAAAAUAACUGUGCAGAGAGCUCUGUUUCUGGCGUCUCUUUAAAACUUCCCUAAAAUGGGCCAAGACUCUGUCACUGUACAAGUUGCCGAUAUGGCUUCCAACUUCCUUCUCAGGGUGAUGUUUCUCCAUAAAUCUUUCCAUCCUACCCCACAUUUCAAAACUCUCCUUAAUUUCUGAAGAAGGCACCUUCUUCCAUCUCUCUUCCUCCUUCUCUGCAGCAAAAUUCUGAGCUGUGAUCUGUUGCUGUUCCUGUUGAAGCUCUUGCAGCUCCUCUCCUCUUCAAUGGGGGCUCCUUGGCAUGGUGAAGAGGCUCUUGGUCUGAGGAAUUAGACCUGUUGGUCUUCUUUCUCAGACCGAACCUAAUUACCCCCAAUCCCCCCUCCCUUAUCCCAUCCUCCCUUUUCCUUUUCUUCCUCCUCCUCCCCACUCCUCCCUAUUACCCUUCCUUUUUUUUUUUUUCCACAGGCACGCUAGUUCCUAGGUAGGGGAAAGGGUACUGGGGUCCAUCCCAUUCCAUUGAGGUUCUUGGUGGUGGUGUAGUUUGCCGUGGAAUCUGGAUCACCUGGGGAUGUCCCAAUCCCUCUCCGGUCUCGCAGGGAGUGGCUUUGGGUAUCUUUCAGGCAACGGGUGUAUCUCUGGAGGCUGCCUUUCAGAUUCCGGGGGUGGUGGCCAAAGGAGGUAUGCUCUGUGGCGAAUAUCCGGCCGCCCUCUCUUUUGUCCACCGAGGUAGCUCGGCAGAUGUGAGGUUGCUAUCCCGGAUUGCUGGUUUACUGGCAUGAUGGGUAGGGUAUGGAACGGGUUCCAUGCUGCAUCUGCACUACUUGCGGUGCUGAGGUCCUCUUGGGCAGAGGGAGAUUUCUGGCCUUCUCAUUCCUCCCAGGAACUAUCCCCCUCCAGUCCCCCCUUUUUUAUUCUUUUUUUUUUAUUUUUAUUUUCUUUUCUUUUUUUUUUCUUAAAAACAAAAAGAAAGAAGUAACCUAACCAUGGAAGCCCUAGUCCAUGAACCUGCUACCCCCGGGCACCUUCUUGAUACUGCAUCCCGUUCUGACCCCGCCUUAUCUUUGGACCACUCUUUGGGCACUCUAAUGCCUCUGUACCUCUUGCCGGUGCUGUUUCCUCACCCGCUUCAGGUACUGAGGUCUCGACUGACUCCUUCGAUUUAUCUGACCUCCGUUCUCCUUUGACUAUGCUUCUGGCCUCUCCCUCUACGGUACGGCAAUUUUCGAAUCGCCGGCCCGUUCCACGUCGGACCAACUCUGGUCCCACUCCUAAACUCCAACGACAAUUACCUGCUGAUGAUACUUCUCCACCUUCUCGUUCUUCUCAGAAAAGAUCGACACGUCCUGCAUUCCCUUUCCAUGCUCAGUUUCAGAAUGCACAAUUGACUAAAUUCUUCACUUUUUGACCGACUUCCUCUAUUGCCUAUCUUUCCGACCAUAGUAUUGGCAAGGCACUCCUACGCCAUGUUGGUAAAGAUAUUUCUUUUCAUGCUCUUAAGAGCGGUAUGUGCAUCAUCACUGUACAGAAUGCUACCCAGGCUCAUGAUCUUUCUCUUCUUUCCCAUAUCAAUACUGUUCCUGUCACUAUUGAAAAACAUCAUUCCCUCAAUUCUUGUAGUGGUACCAUCAUUCUGCCCCAUACCAUAGCUCAACAAAAUUUCCAGACAUGUGGCAAUGACAUUCUUGAACAGCUGGAACUCCAAGAUCUCCCAAUCCUCAAGGUAGACACUUAUGUUCUUCCUGCCCGCGGGCGGAGACGAUACCCUAGCAAAGUGGCUCAUUUAACUUUUGACAGCCAUGAACUCCCAUCCUCAGCUUAUGUAGCAGGACAUCGGUUACAAGUUCGAAAGCUGAUCCCUACACCGCAACAGUGUAGAAAUUGCUGGCGAUUUGGCCAUCCAACGAAAUAUUGCAGAUCUAUAGCCGAAUGCCCAGUCUGUGGUGCCGAUGACCAUUCUAAUACGCCUUACAAUCGACCUCCCUCUUGCCUUAAUUGUCAUGAGGCUCACCCUUUGUACUCUCACCGUUGCCAAGUCUACUUAAAUGAGUGGGAAAUGCAUUACCUCAAAGAGGCAGAAGGUCUCCCUUAUGCCAUGGCAGUUUCUCAUCUCUGCCUCCAAGGGAGACUACCUCGUGUUUCUUAUUCCCGUGUUUCAAAAUGUCCCCCUACUUCUGGGGUCCCAUCUUCUGCAGCAUCCUCUGUGGUUACCUCUCCCAUAGUCACUCCUGUAUCUAAUUCUUUUGCUGUCCUGGGCUCAGAUGUCCCUACUUCAAUCGCUUCUUCAUGUUCUCCCUCACAAGCAUCGGUAUCGACGAGAUCUCGUACGACACCUCUUCCCAAUCGUCCCUCUACUUCUCAGAAGUCAAAAAAAGGUCCUUUAACCCCUCCUUCCCUUCCACCUCCUCAUUUUACCUUCCCUGUCUCUGUACCUGGUUCUUCCCCUCUCACUGGCUCUGUUACAAGUGUAGAGGUUCACCCUCCUCAUACUGUACCUUCCUCCCCUGUUCCCUCCCAAGUUUCUUCCUCUUCUGCCACCUCCCAGGUUUCUGCCUCUUCUGUCCCCUUCCAUGCUUCUUCUCCAGUUCCCUCCACCCUUUCACCCCCCCCUACCUUGGUACAGUCCAUUACAGUUCCAGUCUUUACUCAUCCUCCCCCUACCAUCUCCAAUAUUGUCUCCCAUAUGACGUCUCUGAAUUCCGAAACACUGCAAUCUCUGAAUAUAUUGCAGAGACCAACCCAUCAAUGGACACUGAUCCACCCUCUGUUCCUUCUCGCUCCUCUCCUCCAUCUUCGCAGCGCACCGUUCCUUUGCUGCUUGAACGUUUUCCGCUGCCUCCGCAUGUGGACUUUUCUAACCCCUCUAGUCCAUAGGAACCCUUACCUGCAGUUUUCAGGUAUCUUUAUCAUUGCCAAUCAUGGCCUAUUUACAGUGGAAUAUACACGGCCUCUGGGGUAAUCGGGGUGAGCUUCAAAUGUUACUCUCCCAGUUUUCCUCUGUUGGUGUUUGCUUACAGGAACCAAAAUUACACUCUGCUGUUAUCUAUCCCAUCUCAGGCUAUAAUAUAUUGUAUUCUUCAGAUCCUUUUCCUAAUGAGACCUUUAAUGAAAGUGCCCUUCUUCUACGCACUGAUAUUCUGUACCAUCAGCUAUUUGUUCGUACUUCGCUGCAUUACACAGCAGCCCAUAUCGACUUGCAUAGGUGGUAUACGCUCUGUUCUUUGUAUCUCUCUCCUUCUCGGGCAUUAUCUAUUCUGGAUAUUGCCUUUCUUGUUUUCUCAUUACCGCCACCGCUUCUGUUAUUUGGCGAUUUUAAUGCCCAUCAUUUCCUCUGGGGGGGUCUCACUGUGAUUCCCGUGGCAUUCAGUUACAGGCUUUUCUUGCUACGCACCCCCUCCAUGUUUUAAAUACAGGUACUCGCACCCAUUUUGAUCCUCGGACUCUCACAUCUCUUGCAUCGAUCUCUCAGUCUGCUCUUCCUCCGCCGCAUUAGACUUCACCUGGUCUUUUCUCCCGGAUUUACAUGACAGUGAUCAUUUCCCAAUCAUUCUUACUUCCCCUUCAUAUUCACCACCUUUUUGUACCCCACGCUGGCAAUUUGAUCAGGCAAGUUGGAACCUUUACUCACAACUAACUGUUUUUAGUGAGGUUCCUUCCUUGCCCUCCAUUGAUGAGCUUUUACACCUCUUCUCAUCCUCUGUUUUAACCACAGCUUCUCAUUCUAUACCCCAAACUUUGGGCAGGCAUUCUCAGAAAUGCAUGCCUUGGUGGUCUCCUGCUUCUGCUCGUGCAAUAUGUUUGAAAUGCGCUGCGUGGGGCAGGUACCGGUACAAUACAACCACAGAGAGACUUCUUGAUUUUAAGCAGAAGCGUGCGAUUACUCGCCGUGUCAUCCAUGACACUAAAAGCACUUGCUGGCGAGAUUAUAUCUCCACCAUCACCUCUGCUUCCUCUAUGAGUGCAGUCUUGAAAAAAGUAUGAAAACUGAGUGGUAAAUAUUCUCCUGACCCGGCUCCUGUUCUGCGGGUUGCCGGUGUUGAUAUAGCAAACCCACUAGAUGUUGCCAAUGAAAUUGGCAAUCAUCUGGUCUGUAUUUCUCAGGGACUCCAUCUAUGCCCCUCAUUUGCUUCCUCAAAGUCUGCCAGAGAGUUAGCACCCUUGGACUUUUCUUCUCUCAGAGAAGAACAGUAUAAUGUGCCUUUUACACUUCAAGAACUGGAGGCAACACUCUCAGCUUGCCAAUCAUCGGCAGCUGGGCCCGACGUCAUUCAUAUUCGUAUGCUACAACAUUUACAUCAGUCAGCCCUUGCAGUCCUAUUACACCUUUACAGUCUUAUUUGGUCACAAGCAGUUCUUCCACAGCUGUGGAAAUCCGCCAUUGUUCUCCCUUUCCACAAACCAGGCACUACGAGACAUGAAGCCUCCCACUAUCGUCCCAUUGCUCUUACCAGUGCAGUUUGCAAAGUGAUGGAAUGCCUAGUAAAUAGACGUUUAGUGUGGUAUUUAGAGACACACAAUAGUCUCUCCACUCGUCAAUAUGGCUUUCGUAAGGGACGUUCUACCAUAGACCCCUAUCCCGAACCGUCAUCCCGGAUAUGACCAUCCAGAAAUCAUUCUAGAUAAUCAUUAUCAUCCCGGACAGGCCCCCAUAUAUUACAAAAAAGUAAUUUUUAAAAGAUGGUGAUAUGAUUUACUCCUUUUGUAAUAAAGAGUUCGGGAUACAUAAAUACACACAUUAAUAAAUUAAUCUUUAAUAUAUAAAAAUCAACUAUCUUUGGUCUAGAGGUAUUUGAACUAUGAUAUAAUAAUAAUAUGUACAUGUUACUAUAAUAAAUUAUAAUCAGCAUUUUACUAAAAUAAUAAAUAAUUAAUAACCCUACACAGGGUACAACUCUUGACACUAUUGUGUCACUAUAUAUAUAUAUAUAUCUCUAUGCUAAAAUAAUAAAUUAUAAAUAACAUUUGUAUAAUAAUAAAUUACAAUCAACUGCUUCUCACGACACGAGGCCAGUCACACGAUACUAUUCAGUGUACACUACAACCAGGCCAUCUUCAGUGUCCCACGACACCCUUUUCAUCUCAGUGUUCCACUACGGUCCUGUGCAUAUCUCAGUGUUCCACUCCAUCAUACGUUCCUAAGUGUCACACUACGGUCCUGGCCCAGUUCAGUGUAACACUCCAACCUUUUCUUCAUGUAAUGUCCCACCAAACAGCAUCUGAUGAUUCCGGCCCACAGUUGAUCAGCGUAGACGGUGAGUCCACAGACAUCACCGGUAGUCCAGUAAAUCCUCUCCAAAGGCGGUUGACACACCGCUAGCCGAACACCAUGCUGCAAGCUCACUGAAUGCGGCCGUCAAGUAACUGAGGCCAACAGACUCAGUGAGCUGCGGUGAGCGGUUCUUCUAACGCCAGUAGAUAGGUACGAUUCGGUGGUCAGGUACCUACUGCAUAGACGUGUACCCUGAGGAGUUCAGGUACUUAAUGUUGAAGCCAGUAGACGUGUACCCUUAGGUGUGCAGGUACCUACUGCUUAGGUGCAUAUCCUGAGGCGCUCAGGUACAUACUGUUACUAAAGCCAGUAGACUGUACCCUUAGGUGGUCAGGUACCUACUGCUUAGAUGUGCACCGUGAGGCACUCAGGCUCUUACUGCUCUAAGGCCGGCUCAGCAGCCCCCACAUUGGGUUUGAUGACGUACCCAGUGGUACUGCCGGCCGGCAGGUUAACUAUUUAACCGCUAGUUUGGCAGGGGCCGCAACACUUGGAUACAUAUGUUCGUAAUGCCUUUGCGAAUAACCACUCAGUUUUUGACAUUUUUUUUGACCUUGAGAAGGCAUAUGACACAACUUGGAGGUAUAAUAUUUUAGCCCAAGCCCACUCCUUAGGCCUUUGAGGCAAUCUACCAUCCUUAAGAACUUUUUAACUGACAGGCUUUUCCGUGUUCGGGUUAAUAAUGUGCUCUCCCCGGACUUUAUCCAAGCUGAAGGUGUCCCCCAGGGAUGUGUUCUGAGCACAACACUUUUUCUCCUUGCUAUUAAUGAUUUGUCCUCUAGUCUUCCAUCAAAUAUUUGGUCAUCACUCUAUGUUGAUGACUUCGCUAUUGCCUGUGCAGGCGCUGACUGUCACCUCAUUACAGUUUCUCUCCAGCAUGCAGUCGACCGUGUUUCCAAUUGGGCCACCACACAUGGGUUUAAAUUUUCCAGCACUAAAACCCACCAAAUUACUUUCACUAGACGCUCUGUCAUCUCCGAUUAUCCUUUGUACCUCUAUGGCUCCUGUAUCCCUGAACGUGAUACAGUCAAGUUUCUGGGCCUCCUCUUUGACCGUAGGUUAUCCUGGAAACCUCACAUUACCUCUCUGAAGGCAACUUGUCACAGCCGGCUGAACCUUCUUAAAACCCUUGCUCAUCUUUCAUGGGGAGCUGAUCGUCAAACCCUCCUUCGCCUACAUUCCACCCUCAUUUUAUCGAAACUUGAUUAUGGUGACCAGAUCUAUUCAGCGGCAUCUCCUGCUACUCUCUCUAGCCUUAACCCCAUUCAUCACCAAGGAUUAUGUUUAUGCCUUGGUGCUUUUCGCUCUUCCCCUGUCGAGAGCCUCUAUGCAGAAGCGAACGUUCCAUCCUUAUCCGAUCGCCAUGAUGCCCAUUGCCUUCGCUACUAUGUACGCUCUCAUGAUCUCCGCAAUCCUUCCAUUUAUAGAAUGGUCACUGAUAUUAGUAGACAUUCUUUAUUUGUUUGCCGUCAAUUACCACCUUUCUAUGUUCAUGUAGCAUCUCACUUUUCCCUACCCCCCUGGGAAGUUCCAGCUGUUCGAGUCUGUUCUUUCUCUCUCCCUUGCUCAAAAGCCCAACUGUCUAUGGUCGCUUCCCGCUCUCUUUUUCUUGACCACUUUCACUCUCAUUCUCAUGCCAUUGCUGUGUACACAGAUGGCUCUAAGUCUUCUGACGGCAUAGGAUUCGCAGCAGUGUUUCCGGACAGCAUCGUACGAGGGCAUUUACUGUCUUCGGCUAGUAUUUUUACUGCUGAAUUGUAUGCCAUUCUUGCAGCACUUAUCCGUAUUGCAUCUAUGCCUGUGUCAUCAUUUGUGGUUGUCUCAGACCUCCCUUAGUGCUUUACAGGCUAUACAGAAAUUUGAUACACCUCACCCCUUAGUCCUCCGUAUGCAACUUUGGCUACGCCGCAUCAUUACCAAGCAUAAAGAUAUUGUUUUUUGUUGGUUCCCUGGUCAUGUUGACAUACAGGGCAAUGAACAGGCAGACACUGCUGCGCGGUCAGCAGUACAUGACCUACCAGUUUCAUAUAGAGGUAUUCCAUUUACGGACUAUUUUGCUGCAAUAUCUUCCCACCUUCACACACGUUGGCAACAACGUUGGUCUACUAUGCUUGGCAACAAACUUCAAUCUAUUAAACCGAGUAUAGGUUACUGGCCGUCUUCUUAUCACCAGUGUCGAAGUUGGGAGACUACUCUCUUCCGUCUUCACAUUGGCCAUACUCGUCUUAAUCAUGGAUAUCUUAUGGAGAGGCGCCCUGAUCCUCUCUGUGUGAAUUGCCAAGCUCCAUUAUCAGUCAGCCACAUUCUGUUGGACUGCCCACUUUAUCAAUGAGCACGCAGAAUUUGCCUCCGUCGUCGUCUUCGCUCCGCUGCUCUCUCUUUACCUUCCCUUCUCGCUGAUGGACCAACCUUUCAUCCGGACUCUCUCAUUGACUUUUUGACAACAACUGACUUACUUCACAAACUCUGAUACCUUCAGCCCUUUCUACUUCAAUCUCUUGCUACCCUCUACCCCCGUACUAUCCCCUGUCCCGCUGUUUUCUGUAACCUACUGAUCAUCCCUCCUCCCUUCUGCCAUCCAAUACCCUCGCUUCCUUCCCUACCCUGCAGUGCUGUAUAGCCCUUGUGGCUUAGCGCUUCUUUUUUAUUAUAAUAAUAAUUCGCUUGGAUACGUAUGUUCGUAAUGCCUUUGCAAAUAACCACUCAGUUAUUGCCAUAUUUUUUGACCUUGAUAAGGCAUGUGACACAACUUGGAGGUAUAAUAUUUUGGCCCAAGCUCACUCCUUAGGCCUCCGAGGCGAUCUACCAUCCUUCCUUAAGAACUUUUUAACUGACAGACAUUUCCAUGUUCGGGUUAAUAAUGUGCUGUCCCCGGACUUUAUCCAAGCUGAAGGUGUCCCCCAGGGAUGUGUUCUGAGCACAACACUUUUUCUCCUUGCUAUAAAUGAUUUGGCCUCUAGUUUUACAAUAUUUGGUCAUCACUCUAUGUUGAUGACUAUUGCCUGUGCAGGCACUGACUGUCGCCUCAUUACAGUUUCUCUCCAGCAUGCGGUCGACCGUGUUUCCAAUUGGGCCACCACACAUGGGUUUAAAUUUUCCAGUUCCAAAACUCACCAAAUUACUUUCACUAGUUGCUCUGUCAUCUCCGAUCAUCCUUUUAUCUCUAUGGCUCCCGUAUCCCUGAACGUGAUACAGUCAAGUUUCUGGGCCUCCUCUUUGACCGUAGGUUAUCCUGGAAACCUCACAUUACCUCUCUGAAGGCAACUUGUCACAGCCGGCUGAACCUUCCUAAAACCCUUGCUCAUCUUUCAUGGGGAGCUGAUCAUCGAACUCUCCUUCGCCUACAUUCCACCCUCAUUUUAUCGAAACUUGAUUAUGGUGACCAGAUCUAUUCAGCGGCAUCUCCUGCUACUCUCUCUAGCCUUAACCCCAUUCAUCACCAAGGAUUAUGUUUAUGCCUUGGUGCUUUUCGCUCUUCCCCUGUCGAGAGCCUCUAUGCAGAAGCGAAUGUUCCAUCCUUAUCCAAUCGCCGUGAUGCCCAUUGCCUUCGCUACUAUGUACACUCUCAUGAUCUCCGCAAUCCUUCCAUUUAUAGAAUGGUCACUGAUAUUAGUAGACAUUAUUCACCGCCCGUUUACUCCAUCCCUUCUCUCUUCGCCUACAUUCGCUCUUGUCUUCUCUUCAGUUACCACUUUUCUAUAUUUAUGUAGCAGCUCACUUUUCCCUACCCCCCUGGGAAGUUCCAGCUGUUCAAGUCUGUUCUUUCACUCUCCCCCUUGAUCGAAAGCCCAACUGUCUACGGUCGCUUCCCGCUCUCUUUUUCUUGACCACUUCCACUCUCAUUCUCAUGCCAUUGCAGUGUACACAGAUGGCUCUAAGUCUUCUGACGGUGUAGGAUUCGCAGCAGUGUUUCCGGAUAGCAUCGCACGAGGGCAUUUACUAUCUUCGGCUAGUAUUUUUACUGCUGAAUUGUAUUCCAUUCUUGCAGCACUUAUCCGUAUUGCAUCUGUGCCUGUGUCAUCAUUUGUGGUUGUCUCAGACUCCCUUAGUGCUUUACAGGCUAUACAGAAAUUUGAUACACCUCACCCCUUAGUCCUCCGUAUCCAACUUUGGCUACGCCGCAUCUUUACCAAACAUAAAGAUAUUGUUUUUUGUUGGGUCCCUGGUCAUGUUGACAUACAGGGCAAUGAACAGGCAGACACUGCUGCACGGUCAGCAGUACAUGACCUACCAGUUUCAUAUAGAGGUAUUCCAUUUACGGAUUAUUUUGCUGCAAUAGCUACCCACCUUCACACCCGUUGGCAACAAAUUUGGUCUACUAUGCUCGGUAACAAACUUCAGUCUAUUAUACCGAGUAUAGGUUACUGGCCGUCUUCUUGUCACCAAUGUCGAGGUUGGGAGACUACUCUCUCCUGUCUUUGCAUUGGCCAUACUCAUCUUAUUCAUGGAUAUCUCAUGGAGAGGCGCCCUGCUCCUCUCUGUGAGAAUUGUCAGGUUCCAUUAUCAGUCAGCUACAUUCUGUUAGACUGCCCACUUUAUCAACGAGCACGCAGAAUUUACCUCCGUCGUCGUCUUCGCUCCACUGCUCUCUCUUUACCUUCCCUUCUCGCUGAUGGACCCACCUUUCAUCCGGACUCUCUCAUUGACUUUUUGACAACAACUGACUUCACAAACUAUGAUACCUUCAGCCCUUUCUACCACAAUCUCUUGCUACCCUCUACCCUCGCACUAUCCCCUGCCCCGCUGUUUUCUGUAACCUACUGAUCAUCCCUCCCUCCUUCUGCCGCCAAAUACCCUCGCUUCCUUCCCUACCCUGAAGCGCUGUAUAGCCCUUGUGGCUUAGCGCUUCUUUUUUAUUAUAAUAAUUGCAGCUCCUCAGUGGUUAGCUCUUCGUUGUGCUCCUCCACCAACUCUUCCACAUCCUCCAAACUCACAUCCAACCCUUGGAACUCCCCAAUGCCACAAUAGAGUUCACAACUGACGUAGGCUCAUCAGGGGUCACCUCAAACCCUUCAAAAUCCCUCUUGUGGACACAAUCUGGCCACAAUUUUCUCCAAGGAGAGUUCAAAGUCCUGGUAGUCACUCCCUCCCAAGCCUUACCUAUAAGAACAUAAGAACAUAAGAAAGGAGGAACACUGGGGCAGGCCUGUUGGCCCAUACUAGGCAGGUCCUUUACAAUUCAUCCCACUAACAAAACAUUUGCCCAACCCAAUUUUCAAUGCUACCCAAGAAAUAAGCUCUGAUAUGCAAGUCCCACUCAAAUCCGACCCCUCAUAUUGUUCAAUGACUUUUUCUUAAAUUCAAUCAUAUUUCUCACCUUCUUUACCAAAGGCUUGGCACUAGGAGCUUUCUUUGGAGCCAUGGUAGCAUAUUUAGCACUUGCAAGCACUAAAAUGAAUGGAAUAUUAUGAAAUAUUUUGCAUGAACAAGUGAGGGGACCGUUGCUCACUGGCAAACAAUGGCACACUGGCUGGGAAGGGAGGCCGAGCUAUGAGUACGCGUCCAAGAUGAAAGACGAUUAGCGAGUCAAUGGACCAUUUGCAAGCCAAUGUUUGGUUGAAAUAACGCAACGAUUUCCGAAAAGGAUGACUUUUGAGCCGGACAAUUAUCGAGGGACCACUGUAUAUAUAAUUUCAGCUGGCUACAGCAAACCCUCAAUUCUUUUGUUUGACAAACAUGAAAUUCCUGCAUCAGAGGGUGUUCAGCAGGGUGAUCCACUCGCUCCACUUCUCUUCUGCUUGGCAGUAAGAGAACUAACUUCCAGUCUAUGCAGCGAGCUCAACAUCUGGUACCUGGAUGAUGGCACAUUGGCAGGUACUGAAGAGUCCUUAUUAGGGAACCUACAACUGGCGAAGUCACUUGGGACUCAUCCUCAAUCCCUCCAAGUGUGAAAUCACAAACCGAGAAAUAAUCAGUGCUGUGCGAACAAUCCUCCUGGAAGUCUCUACUACCACUCCAUCCAACAGUACCCUCUUGGGAGCACCUCUGGGACACCAGACCAUCGACAUGGUCCUCAAGGACAAACUGAAUGACCUGAAGAGAAUGGAGGAGAGAAUAAGUGUUCUUGAUGCCCUGUAUCUCCUCACAAGGUGUCUUACAAUACCAAGACUCGUGUACUUCCUGAGGUGCACACCCUCUUUUGACAACCCAUCACUCAACGAAUAUGAUGCACACCUGAGAUCAACCUUUAAGAAGUCACUGAAUCUGUCACUAGAGGAUCGGCAAUGGUAUCAGGCAACCCUCCCAGUGUGACUGGGAGGUAUAGGGGUGUGCAAAUCAGCACAGGUAGCUUUACCUGCAUUUCUGUCGUCGUGUUUGGCUUCAUGAUCCUAGCCCAUGGUCGGGCUCAGAGAGUAGAGGAACUCUUGAAACCCUCAAAGGUACAGUGGACCCCCGGUUAACGAUUUUAAUCCGUGCAAGAGGGGUAAUUGUUAUGCGAAAUAAUCGCUAUGUGAAUGAAUUUUCCCCAUAAGAAAUAAUGGAAAUCAAAUUAAUCCGUGCAAGACACCCAAAAGUAUGAAAAAAAAAAUUUUACCACAUGAAAUAUACAUUUUCCCACACACAAAGAGAAGGAUACAUGCACAAUAGUAGAGUAGUACAUGCACAGUAUAUAUUGUGCAUGUACUAGUCUACUAAAUGAAGAAUAAAUGACACUUACCUUUAUUGAAGAUGCAGCAAUGACUGAUGAGACACUGUGUCCUGGAGUGCCUUUUCCUCCUGAGUACUGUAGGUCCUGUUUGGCAUUUUCUUCCAGAACAGGCCUUAUCACACUGUGUAUGCCACUACGAUUCUUAAAUCUCUCAAACCAACCUUUGCUGGCUUUAAAUUCACCAAUAUGAGCACUAGUUCCAGGCAUUUUUCCCUGUUCACCUGGGUGUUAGUCGACUUGUGUGGGUUGCAUCCUGGGAGACAAGAUUAAGGACCCCAAUGGAAAUAAGUUAGACAGUCUUCGAUGACACUGACUUUUUUGGGUUAUCCUGGGUGGCAAAUCCUCUGGGGUUAAUUGUUUCUUGGUAUUCUCAAUAAGCCACACCAACAACGGUGCUACAGCAGCAGCAGCAGCUGACAGUGCAGCAGCAGCAGCAGCUGACAGUGCAGCAGCAGCAGCAGCUGACAGUGCAGCAGCAGCAGCAGCUGUACCACCAAUAGUAGCGAUGGUUGAUUGGGGUUUAUUAUACAACCUGGCCAGCUCGGAGACAUGCACUCCACUUUCAUACUUAUCAAUGAUCUUUUUCUUCAUCUCUAUUGUAAUUCUCACCCUUAUUGCUGUAGGGUUGGCACUAGAAGCUUUCUUGGGGCCCAUGGUCACUUAUUUUCCAGAAAAAGCACCGAAAACACUGUAAUAAUACGAAAUAUUCCGAUUGUAUGCUUGGAUGUUACCGCGGAGGCUGGCUGGUAAACAAUGCCACCGGCGGAACAUGUGAGCGUGGCUCAGGCCGCACAUUGGACGCGUCUCGGACGAAAAUCGGUAAGCGGGUUUUUAAGCGGUAUGUGAGGCAAAAUUUUUGCAAUUAAAGUUAGCGGUAUGCGAAAUAAUCGCUAUGUGAUGCCAUCGUUAUGCGGGGGUCCACUGUAUAUCUAAUGGAUUAGUCAAGAAGAUUGUUCCCAAAUGCUUGAGAGACAUAGGAGCUCAGGAUCCCAGGUUCACUGAAGCAGCCAUGUGGUGGGACACCCUUGCAGACUCCUCCAGUAGACCAUCUCCUCCCAAAGAGCACAAACAGUCCCACUGGGACAAACCGAUCAUGGAAAAAAUUGCCAACACAAUGCUCACCAAUGCUUCAGGAAAGGACAAAAUUCGUCUUCUAGCGGUAAAGGCACCACACUCGAGAGAUUUACUUCUAGCUGUUCCCAAUUCCUGCCUGGGCACUCGACUCUACCCACAGGCCAUUCGGAUUGGUGUUGCUGUUUGCCUAGUCGCCCCCAUCCUCACCGAACAUAGGUGUAUUUGUGGCAGGGUGAUGGCUGAUCAAUUCGGACUUCAUGGUCUCGUGUGUCACACAUCAGAAGGGAAGUAUGUCAGGCAUGAGGAGGUCAGUGGCAUAAAGAGAAGCCUCGCCACAGCCCAUUUCCCAGCCCAACGGAAACUCAAGUGCAGAGGUCUGACGGAAGUCAAAAGUGUCCUGAUGGAGCCAAUAUGCUAUCCUGGAAGGAUGGAAAGGAGAUUGCCUGAGACUACACCUGUGCUGCCACAUUGGCAGACACCUACUUCCCAUAUUUCAUAGCUAAAGGGGGUGGAGCUGCCAGCCACAGGGAGACCCAGAAGACUCACAAAUAUAAAGCCCUUCCCCUUCCCCUUUCCUAUAACUUCAUCCCAAUAGGCUCGGAGACCCAUGGAGCAUGGGGCAAGUGUGCUCUAAAUUUCCUCAGAGCUGGAUGAAAAACUCAUCAUAGAAACCAAGGACCACAGGGCAGCUAGCUUCCUCUUUCAGAAACUCAGUGUUGCAGUCCAGAGGGGAAAUGCCUGCAAUAUUCUGGGUACAUGGCCCACUGCUGGGGAACUGGACGAAGCAUUCAAGAUGUAGCUCUCAGUUAUCUAUGUUGUUUUACUCCCUAUUGUAUUUCUGUCAAUGUAUUUAGUCUUUAAAUGAAGUAUAUAUAAAAUAUAGGGGUGGUAUGAGAAAACAAUUUUCCAACAGCUUCAGGGAGAACCUUGAGUUUUCCCUGAAGCAAGCAACUGUCCCCAGGACAGUUCCAGAGGUGGUACCUCCUUAGACGGUGGUACCUCCCUACACAGUGGUACCUCAAGUUUCAAACAGCUACCAACUGGAAUAAUUAUGUAAGUGUACUUUUGGGGGUCUGAAAUGGACUAAUCUAAUUACAUUAUUCUUUAUGGGAACAAAUUUGUUUGGAAUUGGCACUAACAGCCUUCUGGAACAAAUUAAAUUUGUAACUCAAGGUACCACUAUAUAUAUACAGGUACCAUCCGACUUAUGACCAAGCUUGGUUCCGACCAUCUGGUUGUAAGUCAAAAUGGACGUAAGUCGAACCUUACUACUGAAUAUCAACAUCAUACUUUUGUAAUGAUUUUAUUUUAUUGUUUAAUUUUGGUAUUUCAUUUUUUACUUUACUUUUUAUGCUGUUAGUAUUGUAUUUUAUACUGUAAGGUUUAGGAUAAACACUGUGUACAACACAAACAGUUGUUUAUUUCCCAGAAAUUUGGCAUAAAAAACAUGGUCGUAAGUGUUGAGUGUUGAGCAGGUCGUAAGUUGGAUGACAGGUGUGUGUAUAUUUCUUUUUUAUUUUAUUUAUUUAUUUUUUUUAACAAGUCAGUCAUCUCCCACCGAGGUAGGGUGACCCAAAAAGAAAGAAAAUCCCCAAAAAGAAAAUACUUUCAUCAUCAUUCAACACUUUCACCUCACUCACACAUAAUCACUGUUUUUGCAAAGGUGCCCAGAAUACAGCAGUUUAGAAGCAUAUACGUAUAAAGAUACGCAACAUAUUCCUCCAAACAGCCAAUAUCCUGAACCCCUCCUUUAGACUGCAGGCAUUGUACUUCCCAUUUCCAGGACUCAAGUCCAGCUAUAUAAAAAUAACUGGUUUCUCUGAAUCCCUUCACUAAAUAUUACCCUGCUCACACUCCAACAGCUCGUCAGGUCUCAAAUAUCAUUCAUCUCCAUUCACUCCUAUCAAACAUGCUCAUGCACGCUUACUGGAAGUCCAAGCCCCAAGCCCACAAAACCUCCUUUACCCCUUCCAACCUUUUCGAGGACGACCCCUACCCCGCCUUCCUUCCCCUACAGAUUUAUACGCUCUCCAUGUCAUUCUACUUUGAUCCAUUCUCUGUAAAUGACCAAACCACCUCAACAACCCCUCUUCAGCCCUCUGACUAAUACUUUUGUUAACUCCACACCUUCUCCUAAUUUCCACACUCCAGAUUUUCUCCAUAAUAUUUACACCACACAUUGCCCUUAGGCAGGACAUCUCCACUGCCUCCAACCGCCUCCUCGCUGCAGCAUUUACAACCCAAGCUUCACACCCAUAUAAGAGUGUUGGUAUUACUAUACUUUCCUACAUUCCCAUCUGUGCCUCCAUAGACAAUGUUUUUUGUCUCCACAUAUAUCUCAAUGCACCACUCACCUUUUUUCCCUCAUCAAUUCUAUGAUUAACCUUAUCCUUCAUAAAUCCAUCCGCCAACACGUCAACUCCCAAAUACACCUACCAUCCGACUUACGACCGAGUUUGGUUCCGAGAAACCGGUUGUAAGUCAAAAUGGUCGUAAAUCGAACUUUACUACUGAAUAUCAACAAAACAUUUUUGUAAUGACUUUAUUUUGUUUUAUUUUGGUAUUUCAUGUUUUACUUUACUUUUUAUGUUAUUAGUACUGUAUUUUAUACUGUAAGGUUUAUGAUAAACACUGUGUACAACACAAAUAGUUGUUUAUUUCCCAGAAAUUUGGCAUAAAAAACAAGGUCGUAAGUCGAGUGGUCGUAAGUCGAGCAGGUCGUAAGCCGGAUGGUAGGUGUAUCUGAAAAUAUUCACUUCUUCCAUACUCCUCCUCCCCAAUUUGAUAUCCAAUUUUUCUUUAUCUAAAUCAUUUGAUACCCUCAUCACCUUACUCAUUUCUAUGUUCACUUUCAGCUUUCUACCUUUACACACAUUCCCAAACUCAUCCACUAACCCUUAGACAGGACAUCUCCACUGCCUCCAACCGCCUCCUUGCUGCAGCAUUUACAACCCAAGCUUCAGACCCAUAUAAGAAUGUUGGUACUACUAUACUUUCAUACAUUCCCAUCUGUGCCUCCAUAGACAAUGUUUUUUGUCUCCACAUGUAUCUCAAUGCACUAACCUUUUUUCCCUCAUCAAUUCUAUGAUUAACCUCAUCCUUCAUAAAUCCAUCCGUCGACACGUCAACUCCCAGAUAUCUGAAAACAUUCAUUUCUUACAUACUCCUCCCCAAUUUGAUAUCCAAUCUUUCUUUAUCUAAAUCAUUUGAUACCCUCAUCACCUUACUCUUUUCUAUGUUCACUUUCAACUUUCUACCUUUACACACAUUCCCAAACUCAUCCACUAACCUUUGUAAUUUUUCUAUAGAAUCUCCCAUAAGCACAGUAUCAUCAGCAAAAAGUAACUGUGUCAAUUCCCAUUUUGUAUUUGAUUCCCAUAAUUUAAUCCCACCCCUCUUCCGAACACCCUAGCAUUUACUUCUUUUACAACCCCAUCUAUAAAUAUAUUAAACAGCCAUGGUGACAUUACACAUCCCUGUCUAAGACCUACUUUACCAGGAAGUAGUCUCUCUUCUACACAACCUAACCUGAGCCUCACUAUCCUCAUAAAAACUCUUUACAGCAUUUAGUAACUUACCACCUAUUCCAUAUACCUGCAACAUCUGCCACAUUGCUCCCCUAUCCACUCUAUCAUAUGCCUUUUCUAAAAUCAUUAAUGCAAUAAAAACUUCCCUACCUUUAUGUAAAUACUGUUCACAUAUAUGCUUCAAUGAAAACACUUGAUCUACACAUCCCCUACCCACUCUGAAACCUCCUUGCUCGUCCGCAAUUCUACAUUCUGUCUUACCUCUAAUUCUUUCAAUAAUAACUCUACCGUACACUUUUCCUGGUAUACUCAGUAAACUUAUUCCUCUAUAAUUUUUACAGUCUCUUUUGUCUCCCUUCCUUUUAUAUAAAGGGAAUAUCCAUGCUCUCCGCCAAUCCCUAGGUACCUUUCCCUCUUUCAUUCAUUAAACAAAAAUACCAACCACUCCAACAUUAUAUCCCCUCCUGCUUUUAACAUUUCUGUCAUGAUCCCAUCAGUUUCAGCUGCUUUACCCCCUUUCAUUCUAUGUAAUGCGUCAUGCACCUCCCCCAAACUCACAUCCCAUUCUUCACUCCUAAAAGAUGGUAUACCUCCCUGGCCAGUGUGUGAAAUUACUGCCUCCCUUUCUUCGUCGACAUUUAAAAGUUCCUCAAAAUAUUCUCGCCAUCUACCAAAUACCUCCAUCUCCUCAUCUACUAACUCCCCUACUCUGUUUUUAACUGACAAAUCUAUUCAUUCCUUAGGCUUUCUUAACUUGUUUAACUCAAAAAAUUUUUCUUAUUUUCUUUAAAAUUUCUUGACAGUGCCUCUCCCAUUCUAUCAUCUGCACUCCUUUUGUACUCUCUCACCACUGUUCACCUUUCUUUUAUUCUCCAUAUACUCUAUUCUGCUUUCAACACUUCUGCUUUGUAAAAACCUCUCAUAAGCUAACUUUUUCUCUUUUAUCAAACCCUUUACUUCAUCAUUCCACCAAUCACUCCUCUUUCCUCCUGCACCCACCCUCCUAUAACCACAAACUUCUUCCCCACAUUCUAAUACUGCAUUUUUAAAACUAUUCCAACCCUCUUCAACCCCCUCCCCACUACUCAUACCUGCACCAGCCCACCUUUUUGCCAGUAGUUGCUUAUAUCUCACCCAAACUUCCUCCUCCCUUAGUUUAUACACUUACACCUCCCUCUUACUUGUUGCCAUUUUCCUCUUUUCCCAUCUACCUCUUACUCUCACUGUAGCUACAACUAAAUAAUGAUCCGAUAUAUCAGUUGUCCCUCUAUAAACGUGUACAUCCUGGAGCCUACUCAUCAACCUUUUAUCCACCAAUACAAAAUCUAACAAACUACUUUCAUUAUGUGUAAUAUCAUACCUUGUAUAUUUAUUUAUCCUCUUCUUCAUAAAAUACGUAUUAUUACAAAACCUCUUUCUACACAUAGCUCAAUUAAAGGCUCCCCAUUUUCAUUUACCCCUGGCACCCCAAAUUUACCUACUACUCCCUUCACAACAUUUUUGCCCACUUUAGCAUUGAAAUCCUCAACCACCAUUACUCUCACACUUGGUUCAAAACUCCCCAUGCAUUCACUCAACAUUUCCCAAAAUCUCUCUCCUCUACACUUCUAUCUUCUCCAGGUGCAUAUACACUUACUAUAACCCACUUUUUACAUCCAACCUUUAUUUUACUUCACAUAAUCCUUGAAUUAAUACAUUUAUAGUCCCUCUUUUCCUGCCAUAGCUUAUCCUUCAACAUUAUUGCUACUCCUUCUUUAGCUCUAACUCUAUUUGAAACCCCUGACCUAAUCCCAUUUAUUCCUCUCCACUAAAAUUCUCCCACCCCCUUCAGCUUUGUUUCACUUAAAGCCAGGACAUCCAGCUUCUUCUCAUUCAUAACAUCCACAGUCAUCUCUUUCUUAUCAUCUGCACAACAUCCACGCACAUUCAGACUUCCCACUUUGACAAUUUUCUUCUUAUUCUUUUUUGUAAUUAUUACAGGAAAAAGGGUUACUAGCCCAUUGUUCUCGGCAUUUUAGUUGAUUUUUACAACACGCAUGGCUUACGGAGGAAAGAUUCUUAUUCCACUUCCCCAUGGACAUAAAAGGAAAAGUAAUGAAACCAAGAACUAUUAAGAUAAAAUCAAAGAAAACUCAGAUGAGUGUGUAUAAAUAAACAUGUACAUGUAUGUGUAGUGUGACCUAAGUGUAAGUAGAAGUAGCAAGACGUACCUGUAAUCUUGCAUAUUUAUGAGACAGACAAAAGACACCAGCAAUCCUUCCAUCAUGUAAAAAAGUUACCAGCUUUUGUUUUACACUCACUUGGCAGGACAGUAGUACCUCCCUGAGUGGUU
Cherax quadricarinatus is the source of this 22266-nucleotide messenger RNA. The record is from RefSeq and is a predicted model, not a curated record. NCBI's taxonomy places the organism in Eukaryota, Metazoa, Arthropoda, Malacostraca, Decapoda, Parastacidae.